AUGGACGAGUACUUCCGAGCCCAGCAAAACCCCCGCGGUGACCCCCAGGCCGGAGGCGCUUUCGUCACGCCCCCGCGCAACGGCAGCGGGCCACUGCUUCCACGCCGGUUCACCACCGACUCCGGCCGUGUGCCGACCCUGUCAACCCUCACCACUGUCCCCCGCGUCGCCCCCGAGCCGCCGCAAGACUUUGCUUCGACCUCGUUGGAGAAAAAAAGACUGGAAUAUGAGCGACUCCGCGAGCACAGGCGGCGCUUUGAGGCCGAGAUCCAUAAGCUGGACGCACAACAGCGUCAGGAAGAGAGGGAGCUCCACCAGAUGCAGGAGGAUUUCGCGGCCCGGUACGGCCAUCAGUCGGAGCCGACGACACCCCCCGAAUACCGUGACACCUCCGGUUUCCCCUCGAUCUUCUCCCGACCGAACCGGUAUUCGACCUCGAGCCUGGCUUCGCCCCCGGGCGUUCUCAACCGCAACAGCCGAUCCGGCUCGCUUCUGACUUCGCCGCUCUCCGGCACUCUCCCGUCUCGAUUCCCGUUCGACGAUGGCCCGUCGCGUUCCGUUCCGGGAUCGAGGAGAAACAGUGACGAAGAUGAGAAGGAAGAGGCGGUACGGCAGGACCCCACGAGCCACCGGUCGACCAAUGCGCUCAACCGGUAUUCUAUGCCCGUGACCCGAUCUCGGACCUAUUUGACCGACAUUGGGCUUGAGGACAGCAACAAUACAACCGGCUUUCUAUUUGGAGACGAAGACAAAACCUCGGCAGAGGCCAGGAUCGCUGCCACAGCUCAAGUCAGCGGCACUACCGACUCGUUCUCAUCUAUAUUCCGGCAACAGGCGUAUUCAGGCUUAGUAAGUUUUGACCGUUUCCUAUAUUUUUUCCCACUCGAUAUACUUGGCUAUACCCCACGUUGCCCCCUUCUGGCCGGCUGGGGCAACUUUAUUAACGAGUCUCGCCACACACAGACUAUGUCUACCUUGAGUUCCACCUCGAUCAACGGCUCCGGCUCCAUCGGCUCGCCCGCUGAGAACAACACUGCUAGCAACUCCCGUCCGGCUAAUGUCCGCCACUCGGUUGACGGCCUGAAGUUCUUCCCCGAGACCACGGCGGAUGCUCCGGCCACUUCGGUUGCCACGCCCCCCGCCGCUAACGCGAUGGCUUCUCCGCCGAAGCUGCAUCAGUCAUACUCCGCCAACGACGUGCCCACUGUCAAACCCAACGGCGCCGGUUUGUCUGGCGGCAACGCAAACAACCACGCUCAGCAGCAUUUCCACAAUCACAACGCUAGCAUCGGUCGCAUUCCCGCUGGCGCCAUGCCGGGCCGUCACAACCGUGAGCUCUCGUCGGAUGCCGCUUCGGCCAACGGCCGUGAGAGUGCCAACUACCCGUCCAUCUCGUCGACUUUGCAAGCCAAUGCUCCGGCCUUUGGCCCGACUGCGCACCAGCAGCACCAUCACCAUCCUGCUGCUUCUGCGGCCCCGAACGUGCCCGUUUCUGCUCCCGCGAUCCCGUUUCCGUACUAUCCUGCGAAUCCUGCCUACGCUGCCAUGGGUGGAGCGCCCCCCGCUGCCUACAAUACCCUUCCUAUGCUCAUGCAGAACAUGUCGAUCGCCAACGGCAACCCUCAGGCGAUGUAUCCGCAGCAGAACUACACUGGCUACAACCCGCUCUAUAGCCAAUCCCAGAACUCCCGUGCGCACCAGGACAGCCAGGCGCGUGUCAUCCAGAGUCGUCGCCAGAUGGACAGCGAAGCCAUGGCCCGAUUCAACAAUCUGCCGCUGGAACAGGUCGGCGGCACCAUCUACUCGCUCUGCAAAGACCAGCACGGCUGCCGCUACCUGCAGAAGCAGCUGGAGAACCGCAUCCCGGACCAGAUCCACAUGAUCUGGCUGGAGACCAACCAGCAUGUCAUCGAGCUGAUGACCGACCCGUUCGGCAACUACCUGUGCCAGAAGCUCUUGGAGUACUGCAACGACGAGGAGCGUACCGUGCUAAUCCAGAAUGCGACCUCUAAUAUGGUGACCAUUGCCUUGAACCAGCAUGGUACUCGAGCCCUCCAGAAGAUGAUCGAGCAUGUGACCACGCAGGUUCAAAUCAACUUGAUUGUCGAGGCCCUUCGCAACCAGGUCGUUGAGCUUAUCCAGGACCUCAACGGCAACCACGUCAUCCAAAAGUGCUUGAACAAGCUCAACAGCGCCGAUGCUUCCUUCAUCUUCGAGGCCGUUGGCAAGCACUGCGUCGAAGUUGGUACUCAUCGCCACGGCUGCUGCGUGCUCCAGCGCUGCAUCGACCACGCCGACGGCUCGCAGAAGACCUGGCUGAUCGAGCGCAUCACGGAGCACGCCGUUACGCUGGUCCAAGACCCCUUCGGCAACUACGUCGUGCAGUACAUCAUCGAUCUUAACGAAACGUCCUUCACUGAGCCGCUCGUCAAGCAGUUCCAGGGCCGCAUCGGCAUGCUCUCCAAGCACAAGUUCAGCUCCAACGUCGUCGAGAAGUGCCUGCGCUGCGCCUCGGAUGAGUCUCGCGACAUCAUCGUCACGGAGCUCUUGGGCCAGGGCGAGAUCGAGCGCCUGCUUCGCGACUCGUUCGGCAACUAUGUGAUUCAGACCGCGUUGGACUAUGCGCCCCACAUGUCGAAGCACCGCCUGAUCGAGGCCAUCCGCCCGAUUCUCCCCAACAUCCGCGCGACUCCGUACGGCCGCCGUAUCCAGGCCAAGAUCCAGGCCCACGACACCCGUAGCGGUUCGGGCGCUGCCCCCCAAACGGUCCCGGCCGACCCCGCUGGCGGUCAGAUCUCACUCCGUCCUGCUCACGGCCGUGGCCCCCCCAACGGGAACGCGAUUCUUACGGGCACUGCCUACGCCAACGGCGUCAACGGGAACAACAACCCUGCUGCUAUCAACGGAGCUCCUGCACCCAACUCCAUGUACCCUAGCAGCCAGCAGCGCGGACAGCAGUACCCGCCUCAGUACCCUCCCAUGGGCAACGCUGAGAAUGGCGAGACCCAGUGGGUCUAA
Molecule: messenger RNA, 3018 nt
Organism: Dichotomopilus funicola
Lineage: Eukaryota; Fungi; Ascomycota; Sordariomycetes; Sordariales; Chaetomiaceae
Product: armadillo-type protein
Exons: 7
Coding region: 1-3018 (1005 amino acids)
Biological process (GO): post-transcriptional regulation of gene expression
Cellular component (GO): cytoplasm
Molecular function (GO): mRNA binding
Source: RefSeq, a predicted model, not a curated record